AUGGGCCCCUGUACCGCCUCCUCAUGCUGCUGCCAGGCCCCUAAUCUGCCAUGGGCCCCUGUACCGCCUCCUCAUGCUGCUGCCAGGCCCCUAAUCUGCCAUGGGCCCCUGUACCGCCUCCUCAUGCUGCUGCCAGGUCCACAGUGUGUCAUGGGUCCCUGUACGGCCUCCCAUUGCUGCUGUCUCCAUCGCCACACUCUGCCAUGUGCCACUUUCAGGUCUCCUCACACUGCUGGUGGGUUCCAUUUUGUCAUAGGUUGCUGUAUGGCCUCCCAUUGCUGCUGGGCCCCCACCGCCCCGCCCGUGGCUCCAAAAACUGGUUUUUUGGGCCCCCUGACUUUCCCCAAAAGAAAUGAAGUUUUGGCGGGUGAAUUUUAAGGGUCGCGGCAUCAUCGCAUGUCAUACGACUGACAGUAUUAAAUUUCUUCCCCACAGGGCUUUCCCAAGGGGAUUUUUAAAAUUAAAAAGGUACAGUGUUCUGCAUAAUAUUA
This is a messenger RNA of Staurois parvus, 491 nucleotides long. NCBI's taxonomy places the organism in Eukaryota, Metazoa, Chordata, Amphibia, Anura, Ranidae. The record is from the annotation of a GenBank genome assembly.